Recurvomyces mirabilis is the source of this 1650-nucleotide messenger RNA. RefSeq lists its product as uncharacterized. Gene Ontology annotation, molecular function: monooxygenase activity; iron ion binding; oxidoreductase activity, acting on paired donors, with incorporation or reduction of molecular oxygen. The record is from RefSeq and is a predicted model, not a curated record. The coding region runs from base 1 to 1650 and encodes 549 amino acids. The transcript has a single exon. NCBI's taxonomy places the organism in Eukaryota, Fungi, Ascomycota, Dothideomycetes, Mycosphaerellales, Teratosphaeriaceae.
AUGGCGUCUCCAACCACCAUGAUCGAUAUCCUGCUGGCUCACCCUUUCGUGGUGAUUCUGUCAACGAUACUACUGAUCCCAAGCGUAAUACUAGCCUACGACGUCUACGCCUGGUAUCACCUCCCUCCAGGCCCAAUACCGCUUCCUUUCCUAGGCUCAAACCACUUGAUACCCAAAUCACAACCCUGGCUCCAAUUCGAAGAAUGGUCCCGCCAAUACGGCGGCAUCUAUACUCUAUGGAUCGGCCGUAAACCGACUCUCAUAAUUUCCGAUCCACAGAUAGCCGUAGAUCUUAUGGAGAAGAAAUCACAAAAGUACUCUUCUCGUCCACGAAUGGUCGUAAUGGGCGAAGUGUACAAUGGCAAUUCCUCCAUUCUGACUCAGCCAUACGGAAAGGCUUGGUCAAUCAGAAGGAAACUACUUCAUCAGGCUCUCAACCCAAAGGCGCUGAGAUUAUACAAGCCUACCCAGGAAGCUGAAGCAACGAGAUUAUGCAAUGCGCUCCUUCACAAUCCAUCAGGAUGGGAAAAAGAGCUCGAGCGCUUCACGAGCAGCGUCGUCUUCUGCGUGGCGUACGGCCACCGCAUCGACUCCCUAAAAGCACAAGUCAUUGCCGACCGGUUCCGCUUCAUGCACUUCCAAGCCAGCUUGAACAUACCCGGAAAGUACCUAGCCGAGACCUUCCCAUUCCUCUCACUCCUCCCAACCUUUCUCGCACCCUGGAAACGAGAAGUCCAAGCCAUGGGAGCCGAAGAGGGCAAAGCAAACCUUCAGCUCCUAGAAAUGGUGAAGCAAGACAUGGCCCAAGCCAAAGCCACCGGCAACCCCGAAACCGUCCCAGACAGCCUCUGCAAGCUCCUCCUCGAGCUACGAGAAAAAGAACCAGUCCCCCUAAGCGAGACCCACUUUUCCUACGUCCCUGCAUCCCUCUUCGGCGCCGGCAGCGACACAACAGCCUCCACUCUCUGCACCGCCUUCCUAGCUCUGAUAACCCACCCAAGCGUCCUCCGCACAGCCCAGGCAGAACUCGACUCCAUGAUCGGCAGCACCAGAACCCCAACCUUCGCCGACGAACCCUCCCUCCCCUACCUUCGCGCCCUUGUAAAGGAAACCCUGCGCUGGCGUCCUGUAGCCGUGCUAGGCGGCACCCCGCACGCCAGCACUGAACCAGAUGUAUACAACACCUUCCGCAUCCCCACCGGAACCACAAUCCUAGGAAAUACCUGGGCGAUAAACCUCAACCCAGCCUACUACCCCAACCCACACCUCUUCAACCCGAUCCGCUUCCUCUCCACCCCCGAACUAGGCGCGAUGGGAAUCGAGAAACAGCCCCACGCCGGCACCAAAACGCACCCAGCGAAAGGAGCAGGCCAUAGUUCCUUCGGCUGGGGUCGGCGGAUCUGUCCCGGUGCCGAUUUAGCGGUGAAUUCGCUCUUUAUUGCUCUAGCCAAGCUGAUCUGGGCCUAUGACAUCCUAUCCAUCGAUGGGGAGAAAUAUGACAUCUUCGCUUACACGGACGGAUUCAAUGUCCGGCCGCGGAAAUUCGACUGUAUCGUACGAGUGAGGAGUCAGCGGCAUCGGGAGGUUUUGGAGAGGGAGCAGGGGUUGGCUGAGGAGUGGUUGGGACGCUUUCCCGCGUUUGGGGAAUGA